CACGGAUUCACAUACUUUACGUGUGCAAGUUUAUCUCGCUCCACAUCAUGAAUAAGUAUUCAUAUUCGAUAUGGGCAACUUGGCUCAUGCUUAUGCUGAUCGUAAUCAGCGAGAAGGCUUCAUUCGAAUUUGACCUUGACAAUGUAAGUCCAUUCUCAGAUAACUCCACGGAACAAACAUACCAAAGAAUAUCUGACGAUUCGCUUCUAUGGGGCCCAUAUAGAUCAGGAAUAUACCUUGGAAUCCGCCCUCGUAUACCUAAGUCACUAAUGUCUGGUCUUUUGUGGUUCAAUGUUGACUCUCAUCGUGGAAUUCUGUCAAUAAGACAUGCAUAUGAGCAAGGUCAUAACCUUGCAAAAGCCAACUGGGUUAAUUUUGACCCUCGGAUAGGUGGCAGACAAUUUAUUUCUGAUAAUGAAUGUCAUAUCAAUAUCACGAUUGACUUCGUGAAGAGCAAUGAUGGCAAGAAUUGGGGAGUCAAGGUGCACUCUGUGCCGCAUGAAGGAUUUGAACAUCUCUCUACAUCUUUCGUCUGGUACUCUGGCCUAGAGGGAGAGGAGCAUGAUGAUGCUUCGAAGGAAAUUGUUCCUUCCGGCUUUUUGAAACUUGACAAUCCGCAUGAUGCUCGUGGAUAUGACACUGUUAAUUUGUCAGGCUUCUCGAAAGAAUUGGGUCUUUUUGAAAUACUGAUCAAUGACGGUGGCAAAGGCGUAAGCAACGUCCACCCCACCCGGAAGAAUCUUCCAAUACCCGAACUAGAUACAUCUCGUGCUCAUCAUAUGAGUCUUCGUGUGCCAGAUGGACAUGUCUGGCAGGGCUCUGACAUAUUCAUUACCUUAUUGCAAGACUCUAUCAAAGACUUGGCGGACAAAUUUGGAGAAAAAGCUUCGAAAAUUCCACCCCACCAGGGCCUCAUCGCAAGAAACUUGCUAAACUACGAGGGAAACAUGCAUUUCAUUCAAAAGGUUUAUCAAGGUGCUUGUGAGUUUGAUAUCACCUAUAACGCGGCUAAAGUGAGCCCUUCUGAAGCCAUCACAUUCUCUAAUAUCAAAGGUCGUAUCCAUGGUGUGAUGCAGAAGCUAGACAGAAAAUUUGAAAAACAUUUUCCACUUGGGGCAUGCUCAGGAAAAGAAAAAGAGUUCGCAAAAGAGCUUCUCUCAGGGCUUUUAGGAGGACUUUCAUACUUCCAUGGAGAUCACAUGGUCGAUAGAACUACAUCUUUAGAUGAUGAUGAUCUCCCUGUGAACAUCAACGGAGAAGUGCACCUUCCAAAACUCGUGGGAACGCGUGAAGGUCCUUUUGAGUUGUUCUCGCUCGUGCCCUCGAGGCCGUUCUUUCCUAGGGGUUUCUACUGGGAUGAGGGGUUUCAUUUGCUUCCCAUACUUGAAUUUGACUCUGAUCUAGCUCUUGAGAUUAUUAAGUCGUGGUUUGAGUUGGUCGAUGAAGAGGGGUGGAUUGCUAGGGAGCAAAUUCUUGGUGAUGAAGCGAGAUCAAGAGUUCCACCCGAAUUUGUUGUUCAAAGCAGUGCUGUGGUCAACCCUCCCACAAUUAUGUUAGCUUUCACGGAACUUCUUGAGAGAGCACAAAAAACGGAACUUCAACAGCACGUUGAUGAUCUUGAAGGCGACGUUCAAAAAGGAAGUCCUGGCCUGAUAUUGGUGAAUGACCCAUUGCUACUCAUAGAAUUUACCCAGAAGAUUUACCCAAAACUAAAACUCCACUAUGAUAGCUUUCGCAAAUCCCAACAAGGCGAGGUUGAUGAAUUCAAUCGAGGAUCGAAUAAAGAAAUAUACCGUUGGAGGGGGAGAACCUCGACACAUAGCUUGGCCUCUGGACUUGAUGAUUAUCCCAGGGUGCUCCCCAUAGAUGUCGCAGAGCUCAAUGUUGAUCUUCUAUGCUGGGUUGGAGUGAUGACCCGCUCCAUCAAGAAAGUCGCUGAGGUAUUAGACAUCAAAGAAGACGUUGAGAAUUACGCACAAAUUGAAAACAACAUCAUGGAAAACAUAGACAAAUUUCACUGGUCGGAACAUGAUAAGACCUAUUGUGACGCUUCUGUCGACGACGACGAUGAGCAUAUUUUUGCCUGUUUUAAAGGUUAUAUUUCGCUUUUCCCUUUCUUGACUAAAUUUGUACCCGCAGAGAGUGUUGAUAAAUUGGAACAUAUUGUUGACUUGCUAGCGGAUCCCAAUGAACUCUGGACGGAGUUCGGUAUACGCUCUCUUUCAAAGUCGAGCGAAUACUACCGCACUGCCGAAAACUAUUGGAGGUCUCCUAUCUGGAUGAACAUUAACUACCUAGUUCUCGAGAGUUUGGCGCAUUACAAUGACGUCUCUGAUAAUUAUUUGUCCGAAGAUCUCAGAAGUAAAAUUAACAAAGUCUACACUAGUCUUCGGAAGAACCUCAUAAAUACAGUUCAGCUGGAAUGGGAAAGGACCGGUUUUGUCUGGGAACAAUACGAUGACCAAACGGGCUCGGCAAGAGGAGCUAAAAACUUUAUGGGCUGGUCCAGCUUGGUGCUUCUCAUGAUGUCCAUGCCAUCUUCCCUAAACUAAUUGACAAAAUUUUAGACAUAGGCUGGACUAGGAAUAAAUGAAGAUACAAUUAGUUUUUAAUAGCUCAAAAUACAGAUACUUCUUC
Messenger RNA from Metschnikowia bicuspidata var. bicuspidata NRRL YB-4993, 2637 nucleotides. It is a transcript of the gene CWH41, whose product is annotated as Cwh41p. The transcript has a single exon. The record is from RefSeq and is a predicted model, not a curated record. Gene Ontology annotation, cellular component: endoplasmic reticulum membrane. Gene Ontology annotation, biological process: oligosaccharide metabolic process; protein N-linked glycosylation. Bases 48 to 2552 code for a protein of 834 amino acids. NCBI's taxonomy places the organism in Eukaryota, Fungi, Ascomycota, Pichiomycetes, Serinales, Metschnikowiaceae. Gene Ontology annotation, molecular function: Glc3Man9GlcNAc2 oligosaccharide glucosidase activity.